AUGGCGUAUCCGAUGGCAUUCCCACCUACGGCGGUCCGUCCUCUGCCAGGCGGGACCACCAUGAUCUCGGCACAGCCACCAGCCCCAUCCGCCACCGUCAUGACCACCGAGUCCUUCGAUGCUCCCGAAGGCAUGUACGUCUGCACUUCUCGGUUCACACCACCACCACAGCCCAUGAUCCAUCUCAACCCGGUGCCAACCACGCAGCUCGGGUUGUCCGCCAUCUACCCGACACCCCGCGUCUCCACCGUCAGUCUGCGCUAUCCAGUUUCUUCCAAAAAGGCGUCGGAUGCCAACACCACCGAUUCAGCCUCGAGUUCAGCCCAUAAUGUGCUUCUCGAGGCGCCGCUGGCUUCCCAAGGUCUCGAUGCCCCUUCUUCCAGUCUCACGGGAGGCUUGCCUCCAGGCAGCGCAGGUCCCUUGGCGGGCAUUGCCGGCAUUGGUGGCCCUGGCAUGGGCUUUUCUGGUCUCGGCGACACCAUGGGCAAGCUCAGUGCCAAACCCACUCGUCCCAAGAACAGCCUCAAAAACACAUCGAGCAACUUUGUCAAUCGUAUGAUGACCCACCCAGACCUCGCAAAGAUACUCAGCGCUCGCACCGACUCGGAGCAUUUCACUUUCCUCACAAACGCACGCUCCUUCUUUUGGCUCGCCGAUACCAACGGCAGAACAAAGGAAAGUCUGGCUCGUAUCACUUUCAGCGCUUCUCCCUCGGCGCACGACGUCAAUCAGUUCACUCGCGCCCACGACCGACUCGACAUCGUCAUUGGCUUUGUCACGGGUGACUUGAUUUGGCUCGAUCCCAUUGCCUCCAAGUACACGCGUAUCAACAAAGGUGGCUGCAUCACUAGUUCGGCUGUGACCCAGGUGCGGUGGCUGCCGGGAAGCGAGAACUUGAUUAUGGCUGCACAUGCAGAUGGUAGCGUCCUUAUCUACGACCGCGAGCGCGAGGACUCGAGCGACUUUGCCCCCGCGGUGUGGGAAGCCUUUGCUGGGAGCACUCCUUCGUCAUCUAGUGCCGCCCUUCAGUCGGCUACGGGGAUGCCUGGUACACCUUCCUCGGCUGCCAUGUCGGCGAGCCAGACCUCGGCGUCCAAUGCUUCUUCUCACUCGAACUCUGCACCUGCAGCAACAAACAGCAUGGCACUAGCUUCAGGCAUCACCGAGUCGCGGCCCAUGCUCGGUACGCGAACCGUCACCAGCUCCACCGCCACCACCACAGCACAGGCUGAAAUUGGCGAUACGAAUCUCUCUUCCAGCUCCGGCAGCGCUUCGCAUCUUCCCGCCAAACCCAGAAACAGCGUGGCGCCUGGUACACUCUCUCAGCGCCGUCAAGCUGCCGACUCUGACUCGGAUGCCCAGCCACUGCUGCUCGUCACCAAACCAGGAAGUGUUCCCAUUACCUCUGGCCUUCCCUCCGGAGCGUCGUUGCAUUCGCGCGAGUAUCAGCAGGCCGCUGCAGCUGCCGCUGUCGCGGCUGCUAAUGCAAACUCCAACGGCAACGGCCUCUCGGGCAAGGGCAAGGAGACGUCGUGGUCGCGGCUCAACCCGGUCUCGCACUGGGCCGUGUCCAAGACGCGCAUCACCGACUUUGCCUUUUCGCCCGACUACUCACAUGCAGCGAUUGUGGCGGAAGACGGAAUUCUGCGCAUAGCGGAUGUCAAUUCGGAGCGGCUGCUGGACACGUUCGAAUCGUACUUUGGAGGCUUCAACUGCGUCGUCUGGUCUCCGGAUGGCAAGUUUGUGCUCACGGGAGGCGAGGACGAUCUGGUGACUGUCUGGGCACCGCGCGAGGGCAGGAUUGUGGCGAGGUGUCAGGGUCACACGUCGUUUGUCACGGGGCUGGCGUGGGAUCCUUGGCGGUGGUCAUCGGACGAUCGUACUUAUCGGUUCGCGUCGGUGGGGGAGGACUGUAAGAUGAUUCUGUGGGACUUUUCGAGUGCGGCGUUGAACCGGCCAAAGACGUACGCGCCGCAUUGUGCCGGGCCGAGACGAAGCUCGGUGGGGCUGGGAUCGACGUAUUCGCUCGUGGACAAGCACGGGACUGCUUCGCUCGCGCGUUCACCCGGGUCGGUGCUCAACGCCCGGCGCAUCAGCACCUCCGCCCUCGGGAGCGGAUACGAUCGUGCCUCGAUCACAGACGACACGAUCCGACACCCUGCACUCCCGCGUUCGGAGGUGGCGAUCCUGCAACCUGUGGUGACCGUCGAAGUCGACGGAGAGAUUCCAACGGGCCUCCGCUUUGGUCCAGAUAAAGUCGUGGUCGUUCGCAAGAAUGCCGCGAUCGACACAUUCACCCGGCCGUUGCCAACACGUCUGCCGGCGAGCAUUGUAGCGUCGACCUCGGCGACCACGGAUCGGAGUGACUGGCCGGCGGGGGCUCGCACCACCCGAGCACCGCUGAGAACCUCGCGCGCUCCUCCGCCGCUCAACCUCAACAAUCUGAAGGCUCACGCUCAGACUCCGUCGGCGACCACACCGACUACGCCCCGCGUUGCGGUCCACAGUGGUACGGCGACAGGCGGCAAGCCGGGCAUUGCAGCAUAG
Molecule: messenger RNA, 2547 nt
Organism: Sporisorium graminicola
Lineage: Eukaryota; Fungi; Basidiomycota; Ustilaginomycetes; Ustilaginales; Ustilaginaceae
Exons: 1
Coding region: 1-2547 (848 amino acids)
Biological process (GO): carbon catabolite repression of transcription
Cellular component (GO): nucleus; cell division site; cell tip
Molecular function (GO): protein binding
Source: RefSeq, a predicted model, not a curated record